AUGUCACGUGUUCAUCACUCCACUCGCAAGUCGAACUACUCGUCUAACCCUUCUCGUUUCAGUCUACUGAAGUAUUCCGAUCUUUUCAAUUAUUCCAUUUACGAAGACGACGCUAGUAGCGACAGCGAGUCAUCCACUACAUCUAAAAUGCGAAUGGAUCGACAAUACGAGAAAAGUCCCUCCGAGCCCCUCCAAUACAAAAAGGAGGUUUUGUCCCCAAGUUGCCUCACAUCGUCGUGCACACCACGUUUGUCCAAAAAUAACAAAAACAACGAAAUUCCACGAAUUGUUGAGCGCCUUGGAUUUAUUCGAAGAACAAUUGGUAUUAAAAGUGAGUCUGUACUGUACGACUCUGCGAUUGAUGAAUUCUCCGGUAGAGCAUUGUGUUCGAAGGUUAUCGGGAAAUCUGGCGUUCUUUUUGUGGCCAUCUGUGAUGGGCUGUGUGUGGGUUGCUACCACAACGACUUCAUAAAGGAUUUCCCCUUAAAUGCUGUCUUUCCGUCAAAAAAAUCUUUUGUUGUCAUUUUGAAGGAGAAUGUACACGUCACAAACACCGUCUUCAAACGAAAAACUAACUCCUCAAAGAACAUUUCUCUCUUCAAAAAUUCAGAGAUGCUUUUCAUGGCUCAUGGUGCUUUUACAAUAUUUCAGGAUGGUGAAAUAUGUUUCGAUGAUACUGACACAUUCUCUAAAUUUUCGGGAUUUGAAGGAAAUCUUCCCGAAGAUAUGAGUGAGAGGAACGGAAAGAUCAACCGAUUUCUGGUGGUGUUAUAUGAGUAA
Molecule: messenger RNA, 780 nt
Organism: Entamoeba invadens IP1
Lineage: Eukaryota; Evosea; Mastigamoebida; Endamoebidae
Exons: 1
Coding region: 1-780 (259 amino acids)
Source: RefSeq, a predicted model, not a curated record